GCCAGCGACUGCGCCAUGGCAGGUCCUCAGCAGCAGCCGCAGCUGCAGAUGCCUGAGGCCGGCGCCCAGCCCAGCGAGCCGCUGCUGCUGCGGCAGGCGGUCGCGAUCGCGCUGGUCGCGGCCAAGCGCCGGCGCCUGCUCGCAGCGCAGCACCAGCAGCAGCAGCAGGCGCCGCCCGCCCAGGCGCUGUCAUCUCGCGCAGUAGGCCCCGGCGCCCUCGCCCAGGCGGGUGCCGAGGCCGAGCCGACAUCCCGCUGUGAUGAGCUGCAGCGGCUGCAUGCCGAGGUGGCGCGACUGCGCGGCGCCGCGGCCACCCUGUGUGCCGCCGUGGGUCUGGCGCCCGCACCCCCCGCUCCCAAGCCCUCAGCGCCGCCCCCCAGUGGGCGGCAGCAGCAGCAGCAGCAGCAGCAGCAGCAGGCGCCAGUGGUGGGAGUUGGAGGUGGUGGCGGCCGGAAGCAGCAGCACCUCGGCAAGGGGCCCGACAAGGGAGCAGAGGGAGCUGCUGCGGCGGCGGCGGCCGAGGCGGCAGCCCCCCCUGCUGUCAGUGGUGAGGCGGCGGGGGCAGGGUCAGGGGCGGGUCUGGCCGCGCUCAUGUCGCCCCUGCUGGCGGCCCUGGCGGAGGUAGGGGACGACCUGCUGGGCGGCACAGGAGCGGCAGGAGCAGACGGCGGAGGAGGGCCAGGCGGCGGAGACGGAGUUGGAGGUGGAGGCAGAGGCGCAGCUGCACUGGGGCUGGGGGCACGGGGCGGUGAUGUCGGCGGCGGUGGCGACAAGGCGCAGUCGCUGGAGCGGCUACUGGGUGCGCUGCAGAGCCUGGCGGACCUGAGGCAGGCGGCGGCGGCGCGAGCAAUGGGGUCAGGCGCGGGAGGCGGACGGCUACGGCAGUCGGGCCCUGAAAGGCGGAGGGGCCGGGACCAGCCCCCUCCUCCUACGGCGCUGGUGCUGCAAGGCCAGGGGCCACACGUCGAUGUCGCCAGCCUGCAUGCGGCGGCGGUACGGCACGGAGGCACGGCGCCCCACACCGCCGUACUCCAGCUGCUGACUAACCAGCUGGUGGGCUGCGGCGGCUGUAGCAGCACCACUACAGGGCCGCUGCUACAGCUGCAGCCACAGCCGCUGUCGCUGGCAGUAGACGUGCGUCAGGCGCACAUCCGGCGCUGUGUGCGGCUGCUGGCGGCGGUGGUGGGGGCACUGGCGGCGGCCGAGCAGCAGGCAGCACAGAUAGCGGCCGAGGCGGCGGCGGCGGCGGCGGCGGUGGCAGCUGCUGCGGAGGGUGGAGGAGGCACGGUGCGGGGUGGAGCAGCCGCCGCGGAGGCGGCGGCGCUGGCGGCUGAGGGAGCGCGCGAGCAGCUGGCGUGGGUGUGUGCGGACGUGGGCGGCGCAGUGGAACGAUUGCUGGAGGCGGCCUGCAGCGGCGGCGGCACUGUCUGCGUCGGAGCCAGCCGCGCAGGCGGCCCGGCAGCCGGCCCCGGUGUCGCUGGGGCCGCCGCCCGCCAGGCGCUGAGGGAGCUAUUGGCUGCAGCGGGUGCGGCGGCUCCGGCGGGGGGCUCAGCAGGGGCCUCGGGGGCGGCAGGUGGUCGCGGUGCUCCGGCGGGCCACUCGCAGGGCCCCGAUGGCGGCGCGCUGCUGGGCCUGCACGUGUUGGCGGCGGCGGCGGGGCGUGUGGCGCGCCUGGGGCAGGAGGCACACACGGCGCUGGAGCCAGGGGUGUGUGGGGGGCAGCAGCCCUGGGUCGAGGGGCAGCGGCCUGGGCGCGGCUGCAGGCAGGCGCGGCUGAGGCAGCUGGCGGCGGCGGCGGCGCAGCUGAACGCGUCGCAGCCGCUGUGGGAAGUCCUGGACGAGGCGUGUCGGCGCCUGCCGGGCUGGUGCGGCGACAGCGGCGGCGGCAGCACUGCACCCGACUGCCUGACAGCCGCAACCCAGGUGCGUGUAUGGCACAGUUUGGACACCGAGCGGGAGUGACGGACCUGCUACGGCGUACGGCAGAGCUUGACGCGGUCGUGUGUGUCAACGCUCUGGACCUCCCUGCAUAGGUAGCUGUUGAGGAUUAGCGGGUGUUCGGUCAGAACACUAGAGUAUGGGACAUGGGGACACGGCGGGGAGACCGUGGGAGUCCCGGGUACGUCCCUUACGAUGGGUCUAGAAGGCGAUCUAGAGCCAUAUAUAGGGCAUAGUCUUUACCAGUUUGGUGUCGUGCAUAUCGCUAUACAAGUGCCACUGUAACACUACUAGCGA
Messenger RNA from Chlamydomonas reinhardtii, 2235 nucleotides. RefSeq lists its product as uncharacterized. NCBI's taxonomy places the organism in Eukaryota, Viridiplantae, Chlorophyta, Chlorophyceae, Chlamydomonadales, Chlamydomonadaceae. The transcript is spliced from 3 exons. The coding region runs from base 49 to 1962 and encodes 637 amino acids. The record is from RefSeq and is a predicted model, not a curated record.